AUGUCUAAUGGGCCGUCGUUCGCUGAGUUAGAGGCAGCUGCUGGCGCUGUCAUUGGAAUUCUUAAAACCAUCCCUGAGUUCUCGAAUUCCAGGAUCGCCAUUAUAGGUGGUCUAGGUCUCUGGAGAUAUAUCCGUUAUUACCGCACCACUGAGGAUGUCGACUUCCUCAUAACUGUCCAGGGGGCUCCCAAGGUGGUUAAAGACAAGCUACUUGCUAUGCCAUCAUCCCCAUUCCAACAAAAAGCUCAGCUAUUCUUCUACAAUGGAGCAAAUGGCAGAUCAAUUCAGAUCGAUAUCACUCCUGAUUGGCAGUCACCCUACGUACCUUCUGCAGCGGUACCGAUAUUGGCUGUUCGACCGAAUGCCCUUCCGUAUAUAUCGGAACUUGAUCUGCUCGUUUUUAAGAUCAACAGCUGCGGGUUGCGACCCACACAUGGAAAAAAGUUGCGUGACGCAACUGAUGCCGUAGAGCUGACAGAAGAUCUCAGUUCCAAGGGGUCUAUUGUGCUUUCAGCUUUUCAGAAGGUGCUGUACUUCAAUGUCUGGAUGACGUGGCUCAGAUAUCUGGGAAAGGCAAGGCGUGGUGGAUGGCGAAGCUGGCGCUGA
Molecule: messenger RNA, 606 nt
Organism: Penicillium riverlandense
Lineage: Eukaryota; Fungi; Ascomycota; Eurotiomycetes; Eurotiales; Aspergillaceae
Exons: 3
Coding region: 1-606 (201 amino acids)
Source: RefSeq, a predicted model, not a curated record